Messenger RNA from Colletotrichum karsti, 756 nucleotides. RefSeq lists its product as uncharacterized. The record is from RefSeq and is a predicted model, not a curated record. The coding region runs from base 1 to 756 and encodes 251 amino acids. The transcript has a single exon. Lineage: Eukaryota; Fungi; Ascomycota; Sordariomycetes; Glomerellales; Glomerellaceae.
AUGUCCAACAUCAGGACCAUCGCCUUCUUCGGGGCCUCCGGCGGCUGCGGCCUCGCGGCCCUCAAGCACUCCCUGGCCGCGGGCUACGUCUGCGUCGCCCUCUGCCGCAACCCGGCCAAGAUGACGGACGCACUCCCGGAAGCCCAGAACCCCAACCUGGUGGUCAAGCAAGGCAACGCGCACAACGUCGACGACGUGGCCGCGUGCCUGGUCAACCCGACGGACCCGGACCGCCUCGUGGACGCGGUCUGCUUCAGCAUCGGCAGCCCCCUGAACCUGUGCAAGAUGACGGUGGAGGACCCGGACGUGUGCAAGAACGGGAUCGCGGCGGUGCUGGGCGCGCUGGAGCGGCUGCGGGCCAAGGGUGUCGGCGUCGGCGUCGAGGGCAAGCCGGCGCGGGUGGUGGCCAUCUCGACGACGGGCAUCUCGGAGAACCAGAGGGACGUGCCGGUGCUGCAGGUGCCGAUGUACCACGUGCUCCUCAAGGCGCCGCACGCGGACAAGAAGGUCAUGGAGGAGAGGCUGGCGGGCAGCGGGGAGGAGUGGACUUUUGUGAGGCCGGCGUUCCUGAGCGACGGGGCGGACCCGGCGAAGAGGGUCCGGGUCGGGGUGGAGGAUCCCGGGACGGGGGUUGUGGAGAGCAAGGCGGUGGGGUACGGGAUCUCGAGGGAGGAUGUCGGGAGGUGGAUUUUUGAGAAUCUUUUGAGGGACGGGGGGAGGCAGUAUGUCAGGAAGGCUGUUUCUAUUACCUGGUGA